GUGCAAGUGCAUUCAGAAUAGUUAUAUAUUCUAAAUACUAUAUAGACCAAAAUGACUGACAAGUUGGAUACGGAACAGUUCAAUGACGACGAGCUGGAGGCACCUGCUUGGCUCAAUGCCCAAUUCCUUCAGACGAUUCUCAGCACGUACGAAGAGGCCCCAGAGCUGAAAGUGCUCGAUCUGAAGAUCACACCCGCCAGCUUCCAGGGAGAUCACUAUGCCAGUGUUAUGUUCCGUACCAAAGUGGAUUACUCAACUUCGAAGGGAAGGUUCUCCAAGCCGCUGAUUGUCAAGACGAUGCCAGAGCAGGAGGGCCACAAGAAGGAUCUGCUCGCCGAGUCGCAUCUCUUCGAAACGGAGAUUGGAAUGUACUGCCAAGUUCUGCCGGAAUUUGAGCGGAUCCUUCGGGAGGCAGGAGAUGAGGCCAAACUGUAUGUUCCCUGUAUCUAUCACAGUCUGGAGCCACGCCAGAUGAUGAUCUUUGAGGAUCUAGUGCCGCAGGGCUACUCGGUCAUUCGGGAUCGUCCUGUCACAGAGGAGGAAAUGAAAUGUGUGUUCUCUAAGCUGGCCAAGUGGCAUGCGGUCAGCAUGAAGGUUAUAUACGAGCAUCCCGACUUCCUCAAGGAGUUUAAGUACGGCCUGUUCGACAUGCCCACCAUCCAGACGGAUCCCUUCAUCACCACCGGCAUGGGUAGCUUCAUCGAAAUGCUGGACAAGCUUCCGGAGCUGAGGAAGUACAAGCCGCACUUUGAGAAAAUCAAGGACAAGUUCCUUCAGCGCCUUGAGGUGGAGAUGCAAGAGUUCCAUAAAUACCGCCGCAACGACAACUACUAUGUCCUGUGCCACGGCGACUUCCAUCUGCGCAAUAUGAUGUUCAAGCACAACAAGAAGACGGGCGCCUUCGAGGAUGCCAUGCUAGUGGACUUCCAAAUCAGCAAUCUGUGUCCAAUUACCGUGGACUUGACCUACUCCAUCUAUAUGUUGAUGGAACCGGAGCAGCGGCGGGAAAUGGGCAGGGAUCUGAUCAACUAUUACUUAACAGAGCUGGUGGCCACUCUGAAGAGCAUUGGGUACAAAGGAGCGCUGCCUACGCAAGCGGGACUCUGGCAGCAGAUUCAUCAGAAUAAGUAUUAUGAUUUCUUUUUGAUCAGCACGUUCUUGCCUCUGAUCUUGGCCAUCAAAUCGAAUAGCUUUAAGAUGCACGAUCUAAUACAAAACCCAGAAACGCGCCAGAAGACCUACUUUUUGGACACUUAUGUGAAGGAUGUGACUAAGCUUUUGCCCAAAUUCGAAAAACUGGGUUACUUCAAGGGGCUUUAAUAUAUAUAUAUUUGGUUUUUUCUAAUGAAUUCACUAACAUAAAGCUCCAAAUAAAUUCUGUAAUUAGUUGUAAGUAAACCUUUUGAUUUGAAACAACUUGUAUUUGUAGAUAUAUUAUUCAACAUACUCAAGAGACAAUAACAGCGUAAUAAUAAUCUAAUUUGUGAAGUGUUAAUUUUAAUCAAUAAAUAUAUAUUACACAAGA
Molecule: messenger RNA, 1525 nt
Organism: Drosophila kikkawai
Lineage: Eukaryota; Metazoa; Arthropoda; Insecta; Diptera; Drosophilidae
Source: RefSeq, a predicted model, not a curated record